AUGCCUAUAAAUGCAAAAAAAAACAAGUUUGUCAUGUAUGUGCGGAAUAAGCAUAGUAAAAUAGGAUGGCACAAUACUUUUGUGGGAGCAAAAGGAAAUGAACGGGUUUACAAUUUGCAAUGCCCAACAUACUAUACUUAUAAUAAUAGUAAAAACAAAAAUACAUUGAACAAAUUUGUAAAAUACAAGAUCUAUCAAAAUGAAAAUAUCAUAAAUAGGAGUACUAUAGGAGGAUUAUUACAUUUUAAUAAGGGGGUGGCAAAUGGAAAGAGGCCCACCUCGAUUAAUAUAUCUACACACAAUUAUUACAAUGUUUGUGAGAAUAAUAAAAAAAAAAUAGAGAAUGAAAAUAAAUGGGGUGACGAAAAUGAAAAAAGUGGCAUGAAGAUACCUCUAAAAUGUAGCAUAGAAUUAAUACCAAAUGUAAAUAAAAAUGUAUAUGCAUCAUCUAUUCAUUCGAAUAAAAUAAAAAAUGAAAUGAAUCCAAAUUAUGUACUAAUGAAUAACAAAAUUCAUAUAAACAAAAUAAAUUCAGUUGGAAAAAUGAUCUCAGAAAGUUUGAUAGAAAAUUCUAAUAUUAAUGAAAAAUGGUAUGAAAUAGAAGAUGAUGAAAAAAAAAAAGAAAAAUCUAACAUUGAUUUAGUGAAAUUAAAAAUAAAGAAUUAUUUAGAUCUAUCAAAAUCUAAAUUAACUUUAUGGGUAACAAUAAAUAGCACAUUUGGAUAUUUCAUGUUAGGUGGACAUAAUAUAUCUGAACUUUUGUCAUUGUCAUGUGGGAUAUUUUUAUGUAGUAGUAGUGCUAACACAUUUAAUCAAAUUAUUGAAAAAGAUAUUGACAAAUUAAUGAAUAGAACAAAUAAAAGACCAUUAGCUUGUAACAAUAAAAAAAUAUCAUUAACACAUGCAAAGAUAUUUGGCUGUUCAACUGCUGCAAUUGGCUGUUCAUUAUUAUAUUAUUUUAAUAAUCCUUUAACAUCAUUUUUAGGAUUAUUUAAUAUUUUACUAUAUACAUGUUUAUAUACCCCACUAAAACGGAAAACACCAUAUAAUACACAUGUCGGAUCUAUAGUUGGGUCUAUACCUAUGUUAAUGGGAUGUGUAGCGGUUGAACAAAAUUUAUUUAUACCUGAAGCUUGGAUAUUAUUUUCAAUUCAACUUUUAUGGCAAUUUCCACAUUUUUAUUCAUUAGCAUAUUUAUAUAAAGAAGAUUAUUUAAAAGGGAAAUAUAAAAUGUUUCCUCUUAAGGAUAAUCAAAAUGGAUUAUACACAGCAAAAUUAUGUAGACCAUAUUUAAUUUUAUUAUCUUUUCUUCCCUUUUUCUUUUUUUUUUGUGGAUAUACAUCCUAUAUGUAUAUUUUAACAUCACUAGUGCCAAAUAUAUUUAUUUAUUACAAAUUUCAACAAAUUCUUCAAAACCCCUCUAAAAAGGGAUUUAGAUCAUUUUUUAAACAUUCGCUAUGGCAUAUUAUUUUAUUAUUAGCUUUAUCAUCCUAUCACACUCAAAUACCUGACAAAAAAAAUGCUUUACAUACAAAAAGGGAUACAUUAAUUAGUGACAGCCAAAUCGAUAAAAUGGGUCAAGAUAAUAUGAACCAUUCAGAACAUCCAAUCACCAAAUUUAAGAAAAGACUCUUAAAAUUUUGUGUAGUCUUCUCAUAG
Molecule: messenger RNA, 1659 nt
Organism: Plasmodium vinckei vinckei
Lineage: Eukaryota; Apicomplexa; Aconoidasida; Haemosporida; Plasmodiidae
Product: protoheme IX farnesyltransferase, putative
Exons: 1
Coding region: 1-1659 (552 amino acids)
Biological process (GO): heme biosynthetic process
Cellular component (GO): membrane; mitochondrion
Molecular function (GO): protoheme IX farnesyltransferase activity
Source: RefSeq, a predicted model, not a curated record